GCGCGCCGCGCCGCCCGAGCGGGCGGCUCUACUUAAGCGGCGCGCGGGCCGCGACCCGCCACUCGCCUGGAGCGCGCGGGCGAGGCGGGCGCAGCGCACCGGGGCUCUCGUGGGCGCACUGCUGCGCGCUCGCACCGCGCUGCUCUCGGUGGACAGCAGCCGCCUGAGCGCAGGGCACCCCGGUUAAGAGCCGCUGCGGCUUCCGAUCGCGACCCCGCUCCCUGCCACUUGGCCCAUCCGGGCCACCUCUUUUUGGCCAUGGCUCUGGCGGACAGCACCCGAGGAUUACCCAACGGGGGCGGAGGCGGAGGUGGCAGCGGCUCGUCGUCGUCCUCGGCGGAGCCGCCGCUCUUCCCGGACAUCGUGGAGCUGAACGUGGGAGGGCAGGUGUAUGUGACCCGGCGCUGCACCGUGGUGUCCGUGCCCGACUCGCUGCUCUGGCGUAUGUUCACGCAACAGCAGCCGCAGGAGCUGGCCCGGGACAGCAAAGGCCGCUUCUUUCUGGAUCGGGACGGCUUCCUCUUCCGUUACAUCCUGGAUUACCUGCGGGACUUGCAGCUCGUGCUGCCCGAUUACUUCCCGGAGCGCAGCCGGCUGCAGCGCGAGGCCGAGUACUUCGAGCUGCCGGAGCUCGUGCGUCGCCUCGGGGCGCCCCAGCAACCCGGCCCGGGGCCACCGCCGCCGCACUCGCGUCGCGGGGUGCUCAAGGAGGGCUCUCUGGGCGACGAGCUGCUGCCGCUGGGCUACGCUGAGCCCGAGCCGCAGGAGGGCGCCUCGGCCGGGGCGCCGUCGCCCACGCUGGAGCUGGCUAGUCGCAGCCCGUCCGGGGGCGCGGCGGGGCCCCUGCUCACGCCGUCCCAGUCUUUGGACGGCAGCCGGCGCUCCGGGUACAUCACCAUCGGCUACCGUGGCUCCUACACCAUCGGGCGCGACGCUCAGGCGGACGCCAAGUUCCGGCGGGUGGCGCGCAUCACCGUGUGCGGCAAGACGUCGCUGGCCAAGGAGGUGUUUGGGGACACCCUGAAUGAGAGCCGGGACCCCGACCGGCCUCCGGAGCGGUACACCUCGCGCUAUUACCUCAAGUUCAACUUCCUAGAGCAGGCCUUCGACAAGCUGUCCGAAUCGGGCUUCCACAUGGUGGCGUGCAGCUCCACGGGUACCUGCGCCUUUGCUAGCAGUACCGACCAGAGCGAGGACAAGAUCUGGACCAGCUACACCGAGUACGUCUUCUGCAGGGAGUGAGCUCCCCACGCCCGCCCCUCGCCACUCCGGCGCCCACUUCCCUUCCUCCCCGCGGGGGACAGGAUUAUAGAUGCCCUCGCUUCCUCCCUGUUUCCCCGAUUCCUUCUGCCCCCACCCCCAGAUCCCCCAGUAGCUCACCCAGACCCGUCUGCACCCCACUUGAGAAUCUGCAGCCACAAAUCCUCUGGGCAUCUUCGUCUUCUUUGUACCCCACUAACCGAGAGAGUGUUCUGAUGUAGCCCUUCACUCAUGCUUCCUCUGCUCCUGGCCUCCAACCACCCUUCCCCCAGAUUGUCGUGAUCUAGUGGGACAGUCACCAAGUACCUGGGAAUGACUGAAUUGAUCAGAACCCGAUUGCCCGGUGUCCAGCGUGCAGUGCGGAAGAGUCCUUGAAAUUUUAAACCCUUUGACUCCAUAGUGGUUUCAGAGAUCAGAACUGAGAGCGCUGUGUGGAGACAGUGCUUUAAAAGGCUGUUACAGAUUUGACCCUCAUUAGAAAGAUAGUUUUAGACAAUUGAAUGGAAGGCCGUAUGCUGGAAUUAAGACCCCAUGGACGCAGUUCAGAGACUGUAAAUAAAGUGAUUUUUUGUUUGUUUGUUUUUUAAAGUUACAGAUAGAAGUAAAUUCUAGUACUGGCAACAAGGGAGAGUUCUAUUUACCCCCACACAAUAGAUCUCCUGUGGCUUAAAAUUGUAGAAAGCAAUCCUCCUGCCUGCGGAGGCGCCCUUUCUCUUCAGCUGUUUGCCUGAGCUUUAGGUUUUGUUGGUUAAGGCAGUACUUCUAGGCUAGGAGCAGGCAGGGAGCGGGAGGCAGCGCUGCAAGAAGUCACCUGGCAGUGACUGGGUAACGCAGGGUGGUUAGUAGGGACAGUCAGCCCUUACUUAGG
Messenger RNA from Mus pahari (shrew mouse), 2128 nucleotides. RefSeq names its product potassium channel tetramerization domain containing 12 (gene Kctd12). The coding region runs from base 259 to 1242 and encodes 327 amino acids. Lineage: Eukaryota; Metazoa; Chordata; Mammalia; Rodentia; Muridae. Gene Ontology annotation, cellular component: presynaptic membrane; postsynaptic membrane. The transcript has a single exon. Gene Ontology annotation, molecular function: protein binding. Gene Ontology annotation, biological process: protein homooligomerization; regulation of G protein-coupled receptor signaling pathway. The record is from RefSeq and is a predicted model, not a curated record.